ACCUUCCCUUUUUGACUCCCGAGUCCAAGGCGGAUUCCCGCCCAAUUUUUUUAUAUUUUUGUCUCUGUUAAAUGUUUUAUUGAUUUCGACGAAGUACGACGGUAAUCAAAUAAUAACAAGUCCGAUUUUGGACAAAAACUGACCGAUAUUACAUCCCAAGUACCUGACGAUGGACGUCCUUUUAAAAGUGGAUCUGAACGAGUUUUUAACACCCAAAUCGUGUUCCCUCGUUGUCAAACAGUUAAUUAAAUACAUCGCUUACAACACUCAACAAAUCCCUUAUACUUAUGAUGGGAUCGCCAAACAAAUCAACUGCAUGAAGACAUCUAGUGAUUAUUUGGAAACAGCUCAACAAUCAAUGAAAAUUAUGAAAGCUAAUAGACUAUAUAACGAGAUAAAGAAUCAAUUUAAUAAUUUUGAAAGUACCUUUAAAUCAAUCGAGGAGGAGCUAUUAAAAAAUCACGAAAAUCACGGACUCAAAGAAAUUAUACUUGUAUUAGGUACAACAUUACUUUGUCCUAAACUUAUAUUUAGAAUACAAAUUCCUCCUCUUAGCCAACAAGCGAAACAUUGUGAUAUUUCAACGAGGAAAUCCCUGUGCAGUUUAUAUAGACACUUAUUAAAGGAUUAUGAUAAAAUGUUUUCAAAAUCGAUUGGUCCAACUAACACUUUUAUUUUUCUCCGCAUGGAAGGAAAGCCUUCGAGUGACUGGUUUGUGCCGAAGCAUAAUUUUAAUAUUUCCGGGAGAAUUACUUCCAUUGUUUUUUCAUUUAAUACACCUACACCUUUUGAGUGUUACACCUGUGAAACGAGUGUUGUCAAAGAGGAAGUUGUUAACGAAGCACAAGUAGUUGAAAAUUCGCCAACUUGGUAUCAAGCGAAAGAGACGAUAAAAGGAUUCAAAGACUUCAAUAUAGAAGGAGUGUCUGUAUUUAGUAUGAUAGGAAAGUUAAGUAAAUAAAUUUUAGUUUCAAUUGUAUAUUCUGUUAGUGUGAAUUAAGUUAUUUUUACUCAACUUUUGUCAUCAUUAGAUAUAAAUUAAAACAAAUAUAUAAAAAAUGAUAUAUACA
Molecule: messenger RNA, 1070 nt
Organism: Cimex lectularius (bed bug)
Lineage: Eukaryota; Metazoa; Arthropoda; Insecta; Hemiptera; Cimicidae
Exons: 4
Coding region: 170-961 (263 amino acids)
Biological process (GO): regulation of exit from mitosis
Cellular component (GO): nucleus
Source: RefSeq, a predicted model, not a curated record